This is a messenger RNA of Cataglyphis hispanica, 3108 nucleotides long. Its product is annotated as sodium-dependent nutrient amino acid transporter 1-like. The transcript has 12 exons. NCBI's taxonomy places the organism in Eukaryota, Metazoa, Arthropoda, Insecta, Hymenoptera, Formicidae. Gene Ontology annotation, cellular component: membrane. Gene Ontology annotation, molecular function: L-amino acid transmembrane transporter activity. Gene Ontology annotation, biological process: sodium ion transmembrane transport. Bases 696 to 2609 code for a protein of 637 amino acids. The record is from RefSeq and is a predicted model, not a curated record.
UCUCGAUUAAAUUGUAAGCACAGUUGGAUUCUCUAUUAACAAAUAAGAUGUACCAACUAGCGUAUAGGCAUAUUCGCAUUCGAAGUCUAACCAGCCGUACAGACAAAAAAAGAAGAGAUUAACAAGGUUCAAAGUUUUGCGCUAAUAUAAUAUUGGAGUUGAAUAUCUACUAAAUGGGAUUUGUGAAUUGACGGCGAUCUGUGACGACUCUGGAAACUUUCAUCAAUUUACUGGCUGGUUGUACAAUCUCUGCCAUUUAGGCAAUCUCAGUUCUGUGAAUUGAAGAUUGAUGAUUUUGGUGCGGUGAUUCGAGGCAGCACCGAAUUAGCGUUCGUCUCGUAUCGAUUGGCCUUGCCUCAUAAUCGCCAUCGUUCACGAACAUUUUCCGAAGUUGAUGAAGCAAGCCUUUCAACCUUUGAAAUAUUGUAAUCCGAAAUAUUACAAUCUCGAAGAUUGAAGAAAAUAGCUGGUAUUCCGAGAUUACUUACAAACCAUUACACGCAAGAGAGAAAUAAUAAUGUGGAAUGUGGAUCACGACGGUUUAUUUUGAGGUUUAAUCCACUCGUCCUUGAUAUGCAACGCUGCUUUUCCUGUUCCUAAAUUAUGUGGAAAAUGGCAUAUUUAGCUGCGUUGUUUGUACCGCAAACAACCCAUCGAGAUAUUGUAAUAAGAUACACUAUCAAUAAAAGGACGAAAUGCAAGAGGGCUUCGAUAAUGUCGCUUUCCAAAUAGACGAGCCUCAUAUCGUCAAAAAUGGCAAAAGAACGUAUUAUAUCGGAGAUUCGACGAGCAUUCUGGAUAUACAGGCCAUCGAGCCAGGAAAGGAACGCGCGACAUGGAACAACAGCGUGGAAUUUCUCAUGUCAUGCAUCGCCGUGUCGGUUGGUUUCGGCAAUAUCUGGCGAUUCCCAUUCACAGCUUACGAGAACGGUGGGGGCGCCUUUCUCAUACCGUACGUGAUUUUGCUCUUUCUGGUGGGAAAACCAUUCUACUUCCUGGAGAUGAUCAUCGGACAAUUUUCCGGCAAUUCGUCCGUCAAAGUUUGGAGCAUGUCACCAGGUUUCAUUGGAGUCGGAUGGGCGCAGUUCUGCUCAACUAUUGCGUUAGCGACCUAUUACAGCUCGCUGAUGGCAUUGACAUUUUAUUAUCUGAUUGCUUCUUUUUCCGCCGAGUUACCUUGGGCUACUUGUCUAAAGGAAUGGGGCGAUACAUGUGUCGACUCAAGUACAAAGAGAAAUCACAGUACAGCGGAAGAAAGCGCCGAUAUCCUCGAUAAUCUGUUAAACGGCAGUAGCAAGCUUCAAAGCUCGGCUGAAUUAUAUUUUUCACGAGUGGUUUUGCAUGAAAAAGAGAGCAUCGACGAUGGAAUCGGAUGGCCGGAUUGGAAGUUGACGCUCUGCCUUCUUGCUAGUUGGGCGACGGUUUGCAUGAUACUCUUUAAAGGUGUAAAAAGUUCCGGAAGAUUUUCCUAUUUUCUUGCCAUUUUUCCGUACAUCGUAUUGAUCUCACUGCUAAUUCGCGCGGUUACAUUGGAUGGCGCGAUGAGCGGGAUCCUUUACUUUAUUACCCCGAAAUGGUCGAAACUCUUGGAGCCGACCGUCUGGUAUGCCGCAGUAACGCAGUGUUUCUUCUCACUUUCCGUGUGCUUCGGCAGCAUCAUUACAUACUCUUCGCACAACGGUUUCAAGCACAACAUCUACAGAGACGUGAUAAUAAUUACCUCGCUGGAUACAAUUACGAGUUUCUUGGCUGGCUGCACGAUAUUCGGGAUUCUCGGCAAUCUGGCGUACGAGUUAGGAAUAGAAGAUAUAUCCAAAGUAGUCAAAGGUGGAGCUGGUCUAGCCUUUAUAUCGUAUCCAGACGCAAUAGCAAAGUUUAGCUUUCUGCCGCAGCUAUUCGCUGUACUGUUUUUCAUAAUGAUGUUUGUCCUUGGUGUCGGUAGUGCUGUCGGAAUGAUGACGGGAAUCAUCACAGUAAUAAACGAACAAUUUCCAAAGCUGAAGACUUGGCAAAUUGUUGUUCCGACUUGUUUUCUAGGAUUCUUAAUUGGCACAAUUUAUGUAACACCAGGCGGUCAGUUUAUCCUAACUUUAGUGGAUUAUUACGGUGCUUCAUUCGUUGUUUUCAUCUUGGCAUCAUUUGAAAUGACCGGAGUGAUAUGGAUAUAUGGAUUUGAAAACUUUCUGGAAGAUGUAGAAUUUAUGUUGGACCGACAACCGAGCGUCUACUGGAGGAUAUGUUGGUUUAUAGUUACGCCAUUAAUUUUAAUAUCAAUAUUUAUUUAUACAAUAGUUACUUUAUCGCCUUUAACUUACGGUGGAAGAUUAUUGCCGGAAUCCGCACACGCAGCCGGAUGGACGAUACUUUGUAUAGGUGUUCUUCAGAUACCGCUAUGGAUGCUGAUCGCGAUGCUGAAGAAUCGAAAAUUGCCGCUCGCGCAGAUGUUGAAGAGAGCUUUCGUACCUGCGAACGGAUGGGGUCCACGAGAAGUGCAGCAAUGCAAAGAUUGGAGAAUCUUCAAGGAAGAGAGAGCAAAAGCUCGGGAGAAGCGAAUUCAGCCAAUAUGGAAACAGAUACUUUAUAUUCUUUUAAACAUGGAACCAAAAUAGAAUAUAAAUUUUAUAUAUAUUAUACGAAUUUAUACAGUUGUCUCUACCAUGGCAAGAUUGAAAAAGAUUUAAUUUCUUAACUGUGCACACGCAAAUUAUUGUAUUUUAUAUUUCAUGUUUAUUUCAUGUACAUAUUAUUUCAUGUCGUGACAAAAUUGCUAGAUGAUUGUAAUUUUGUAUAGAGAUAAGAUUAUUAACAUAUUAGAUUAUUAAAUUGAAAGAAAUAUCACCUUAUACAAUACAUAUGCAUAUUUAAUGUAUUAGAAUAUAUUAUAAUUCCAUGCAGUUGCAUUAAGUAAUACUGUAGUUAGAGAGCCAAUAUACAUAUGCAGUUGGCUUCAUUAACACGCGCUUUCGUAUAAAUUCAUUUCCGUUUGUACAUAUAACGUUAUAUGUACUAUGUGUAACGAGCAACUCGCAAUAAAGAGCUGCGAUAUAACUUUGAAACCAUUUUACUCUAUAGAUCACUAUAUAAAGAUCACGGUGAUUAAUAAAUAUA